Messenger RNA from Medicago truncatula (barrel medic), 1787 nucleotides. Its product is annotated as AT-hook motif nuclear-localized protein 1. The transcript is spliced from 6 exons. The coding region runs from base 430 to 1506 and encodes 358 amino acids. Lineage: Eukaryota; Viridiplantae; Streptophyta; Magnoliopsida; Fabales; Fabaceae. The record is from RefSeq and is a predicted model, not a curated record. Gene Ontology annotation, molecular function: minor groove of adenine-thymine-rich DNA binding.
UUAAUCUCUAAUUUGGACAGUCUUAGGAAAGUUAGGAACUCAAUUACCUGAACUACAAAACAAGGAUUCAUUUUAUAAAUUUAGACAUUUUCAUUUCCUUUGUAAACUCCAAAAAAUCAAUUUUCACUCUUUCUUUCUACCAAAAUAUUUUCUUUCUAUUUUCUGAUAACCAGACUAUUAUUUUUCCUCUUUCAAACUGUAGAUUUUUUUUUUCUCCAUCUAACACUACUAUUUAUUUUUAUUUUUAUUUAACGAUGAAAUUUGUGCAAAUUUGAAAACUAUUGUUCUUGUUUUUUGCUCAGUUGCUCAAGCUUUUUAAUUUGAUUUUUUUAGCUUAAAAUUUUAAUCUGUUAAUUAUUUUUCUUUUGAAAAUAAAAAACUUACCAGUGAAGUUUUGAGUGUUAUAUGAGUUAAUAAGUGUUUGAAAACAUGGAAGCUAGUGGCGGUGUUAGUGGUGGCGUAACGGUGGUCGGAUCAGAUGCUCCGUCGGAGUAUCACGUAGCUCCGAGAACAGACAACCAAACUCCGACCACUGGAUCAGCUGUUCAGCUUUUAGCGGCGGUUCAAGCUGGUGCUCCUCCGCAACAACCGCCGUAUACGGCGGUGUUAACGGCAGCUCCGGCAGUAACGACGGUGCCAGAGAAGAAGAAGAGAGGAAGACCGAGAAAGUAUGCAGCGGAUGGUUCGGUGACGGCAGCGUUGUCUCCGAAACCGAUAUCAUCGUCGGCUCCGUUGCCGCCGGUGAUCGAUUUCACGGCGGAGAAGCGUGCAAAAGUGAAGCCAGUUAGUUCUGUGAGCAAAGCGAAUUUUGAGUUGGAAAAUAUAGAGGGAGCCAAAGAGACAUCUAGAACCAGAAGCAACACAAUGUCAGAAGCAAUUUCCAAUUCCAACUCUACAAUUUUAAGUGAAUGGGUCCCUUGCUCUGUUGGUUCAAAUUUUACACCCCACAUCAUCACUGUUAAUGCUGGAGAGGAUGUUACCAUGAAGGUAAUUUCAUUUUCUCAGCAAGGACCUCGAGCUGUAUGCAUUCUUUCAGCAAAUGGUGUCAUAAAAAGUGUCACACUUCGUCAGCCCGAUUCUUCUGGGGGCACAUUGACAUAUGAGGGACUGUUUGAAAUUCUGUCUUUAUCUGGUUCCUUCAUGCCAAAUGAAAGUGGAGGAGGAACACGAAGCAGAUCAGGCGGCAUGAGUGUGUCUUUGGCAAGUCCUGACGGACGUGUUGUUGGCGGAGGAGUAGCUGGUCUGUUGGUGGCUGCAAGUCCAGUGCAGGUAGUGGUUGGUAGUUUUAUGGCAGGAAACCAACAUGAGCAGAAGCCAAGAAAUCAGAAACAUGAUGUGGUAUCAACUGUGUCAUCUCCUGCUGUUGUUCCCAUUCCUACUCUUGAUCCAAUACCUAUUCUAUCAUCAGUAACUUCCUUCCGUGGAGAUAAUUGGUCUGCUGUGCCAGCAUCGGAUGCAAAGGAUAAGCCCGCUACUGAUAUUAAUGUGUCUCUUCCUGGAGGCUAAUUUCAUAAGGAUGCCUUUGCCUUAUAUAUAUGCAUUUAUGUGUAGCUGCUUUUACAAUGCUGUAAUGGGAUUCCUAGUUGUUAGCUCACUUUCUUUUGUUUGUUGUGUUAUGGUUGUUGAACUUUGUACCGUGACCAACAAGUUUUCCAUGUUUUACCAGGUUCCUGUCAUUGUAGAAUUUGAGUUACCUGAUAAGAUAUGCUUUUUAAUGAUACGAAGUCAUGCCUUAAAGAAUUUAUUUUGAUGUGAUAGUUAUUCAUGAUUGUUGAAUUAGCGGUUUA